CUCGCUCCCCCUACAAAUACCACAGGGCAGCGUGAAAAAACGCACGGCCACGCCACGCCACCGAGGGACACGACGCGCGCGCGCCAGCCGUGCGCUCGAUCGUGAGCCAGCCGCCAUGUCGACGGAGGCGCUCCUCGCCGGCGGCGGCGGCGGCGGCGAGGGGAGGCGGCGCGUGAGCAUCGACGACGCGCUGGCGUGGCACGCGGGGGAGUUCGGGCGGUGGCAGCUGCGGCACUUCGUGCUGGUGUCGUCGGCGUGGCUGCUGGAGGCGCUUCACACCAUGGUCAUCAUCUUCGCCGACCGGGAGCCGGCCAUGGUGUGCGCCGCGGGGGACGGCCGGUGCGGCGACCGCUGCGCGGGGCCCGCCGCGGGGUGGGAGUGGGCCGGCGGGCACGCCUCGUCGACGGUGGCCGAGUGGGGGCUCGUCUGCGGGGAGCGCUACAAGGUCGGCCUCGUCCAGGCCAUCUUCUUCGCCGGAUGCAUGAUUGGCGCCGGCGUGUUCGGGCACCUCUCGGACUCGUUCCUCGGGCGGAAGGGCUCGCUGCAGGUGGUCUGCGUCCUCAAUGGCGUCUUCGGCGUCCUCACCGCGUUUGCUCCAAACUACUGGGCGUACGCCGCGCUGCGGCUCCUCACCGGCUUCAGCGCCGGCAGCGUCGGGCUCUGCUCCUUCGUCCUCGCCACCGAGCCCGUCGGCCCCUCCCGCCGCGGCGCCGCGGGGAUGUCCACCUUCUACUUCUUCUCCGGCGGCAUCGCCGCGCUCUCCGGCAUCGCGGCGCUGUUCCCGUCGUCGUGGAGGGCGCUCUACGUGGUGACGUCCAUCCCUUCGCUCGUGUUCGUCGUCGCCGUGCUGCCGUUCGUCUCGGAGUCCCCCAGGUGGUACCUCGUCCGCCGGCGUGCCGGCGACGCGCUGCGCGUCGUGCGUGCCAUCGCGUCCUGCAACGGGAGGAGCAUCCCGGUCGACGUCACCCUCAAGCUCGACGAUGAGGGAGACGACGACGCCGGCGGCGGCGGCAAGGAAGUCGACUCGUCGGCGUCGGCGUCGGGAUCCAUCAUCGACGUGUUCCGGUCGCGGACGACCAGGUUCCGCCUGGUGCUCUCGGUGGUGAUCAAUCUCCUCGCCUCGGUGGUGUACUACGGCCUCAGCCUCAACGUCGUCAACCUCAAGACCAACCUCUACAUCAGCGUGCUGGUGAACUCGCUCGCCGAGAUGCCCGCCUACCUGCUCACCGCGCUGCUCCUCGACCGCUUCGGCCGGAAGCCGCUCGCCAUCGGCACCAUGCUUCUCAGUGGCAUCUUCUGCAGCGCCGGCAGCUUCAUCGCCGGAGCCGGUGCCAUGAGGGUGGCGAGGUUGGCGUGCGGGGUGGUGGGGAUCUUCGGCAUGGCGGCGACGUACAACCUGCUGUUCAUCUACACGGCGGAGCUGUUCCCGACGGCGGUGCGGAACGCGGCGCUGGGGUGCACGUCGCAGGCGUCCCAGAUGGGGGCCAUACUGGCGCCGCUGGUGGUGGUGCUCGGGGAACGCGUGCCGUUCGCGCUGUUCGGCGUGUCGGGCCUCAUCGGCGGGUUCCUGGUGUUCUGCCUGCCGGAGACGAUGAACAAGCCCAUGUAUGACACCAUGGCCGGCCUCGAGGAAGGGGAGAAGAGCCUCCUGAAAUGAUUAAACUCAAAUCUUGAUACUACUGUACAAGAGUUGAUAGAACAAGUGAUUGAUUCUUCUCGAAAUUGGCGGGAGUUCUACGCGGUGAUCGCGCGUGCAACCGGCACAAAUCUUGGCCCGUUUUCCACUUGAAACACCGUGUUUGGGCUGGGCUUUCGUGACAGUAAAGACUUACUCGCUCAGUCUAAAAUAAAUAAAUCUAUUACAAUAAAGCACAGUGACACCACAGCUAGUCUAGUAGUACUCGCUCCGAAUUAUUUGUUGACGUCGUCGGCUUUUUAAUCAC
This is a messenger RNA of Oryza brachyantha (malo sina), 1943 nucleotides long. RefSeq names its product organic cation/carnitine transporter 4. The transcript is spliced from 3 exons. Gene Ontology annotation, biological process: transmembrane transport. The coding region runs from base 116 to 1657 and encodes 513 amino acids. Gene Ontology annotation, molecular function: transmembrane transporter activity. Gene Ontology annotation, cellular component: membrane. The record is from RefSeq and is a predicted model, not a curated record. Lineage: Eukaryota; Viridiplantae; Streptophyta; Magnoliopsida; Poales; Poaceae.